CCCUUUUGCCUUUUACGUCUUGGUGUAACUAGAGACGCUAAACACAGAGGGGUGAGAGGUCACGAGUCUUAAGGGCGGGCUGCCUGGCCGUCAACAGUACGUUAAGGGACGUUUUGGCGGUCCUGGUGUGUGUUUACCCCCGCCUUUUGUCUCCCUUAUUGUCCGAUUGAAUGUAGCCCGUUGCCAUGCGGGUUUAGAACCGGUAUUCAGGACUCCGCCUUCUAGGGUGACACACAACAACCUCCGGGGGGGGUGGACCGCCCGAAAUCCCCGAUGUCAAGGCAAAAAUGGGGAUCCUAAUGUCUCCCGAACGCCUUGAAGACAACCAACUGCGGGUUAGUUUUGUGACCUGCCAGGUGUUGGCCCUGCUCCUCUCGCUCGUGUUCCGUUAUGUCCUGAGCGCGGGGAGGGUGGGCGUCACGGCGCGACACGUGUUCGCGGUGGCGGUCGGCAUGUACAUGGCAUACUUCUGCCACAGGUGGCAAGUCAUCCACUUUUUUAUCCAGUCUACAGUAUGUUACGUCAUCAUUCUCAGCUCCAAACCCAGCAACAUGCACAAAUAUGUCUUCAUCUUCUCCAUGCUGUACUUGACCUUGUGUCACAUCUACAGAACAUACUACAACUUCGGCACCUACACACUGGACUUCACAGGCCCCCUGAUGAUCAUGACCCAGAAGGUCACCAGUCUGAGCUGUGCCCUUCAUGACGGUCUGUAUCGUGAUGACAGCAGUCUGUCAGCCGACCAACGCAAACAAGCUGUCCGGCGUAUCCCUAGUCCCCUGGAGUAUUACAGCUACAUGUUCUACUUUGUGGGUGUUCUGGCGGGUCCGCUGACUUACUACGCAGACUUCAAGUCCUGGAUGGAGGGGACUAACCUCAAACCUCUCAUCAAGAUAGAUCAACAAGUCAGUGACUCUCUUAAUGAUUUAUCAUCAUGUAAAUCUAUAUUCAGUUGUUUUGUACUUUUCAAUUUUUACCCUCGUUUUCUAUAUAUUUUUCACCUUUUUACACCAACAGAUGACCUGAUCAUUGCUGCACCUUUGCUGACCAGGUUUGGUUAUUUACAUCUCAGCAUCAUGAUGGCUCGAACCAAGUACUACUUUGCCUGGUCACUGGCGGAUGCAGUCGCUAACGCAGCGGGGUUAGGAUUCAACGGGUACGACGAAAACGGGAAUCCUCGCUGGGACCUCAUCUCUAACCUUAACAUCUUAAAGAUUGAGUUUGCCACCAAUCUGAAGAUGUUGAUUGACAACUGGAACAUCCAAACUUCCCUGUGGUUCAAGAGGGUGUGUUACGACCGUGCGCCGUACCAGCCUGUGAUGAUGGUGUACAUUCUGUCAGCGAUCUGGCACGGCUUCUACCCAGGGUACUACUUCACCUUCAUCGGAGGUGUCGUCUUAACUCCUGCCUUCAGGAAGAUGCGGCGUCACCUGAGACACCAUUUCCAGGGCACGGCACGGCUACGUCAGCUGUACGACGUCAUAACCUUCAUGUCUACUCACUUCUUCCUGAACUACCACGUGUUGCCCUUCGUUCUACUGGACUGGGAACCCACCAUGAAAUUCUACAGAUCACUGUACUUCUCCAUACACAUCAUUGUUCUAUUGGUGGUCGUCCUUCUACCACACCACAAGCCGCAGUUACAUGACGAGGCAGCAAAGACCAAUGGGACGACACCUGUACAAACAGACGUGAACGGCAAGGUCAGAGUUCACACAGAGCGCAAUGGGAUCAAAACAAACAACAACAGGUCAGAGAACAGAACAGGACGACAUCAGGUCCAAAAUGGCACAAUCGUAGAUGGUAAACAGAGUUUCAGCCUCAAAGAGCGAAUAACAAAUGGUAUGAAAGGAUGGAGUCACAACGGUGUGAGGUUUGCACUGAAUUUUGUUGAAAAGAAAGAGAGCUGAGAGAUUUUAAAAGAACUCACUUCAUUUUCUGUCACUUAGAUUAUCUGACCAUGCUUACAUUUACAAGUAAUAACUACAUAUACUGGUACCUCUUCCAAAGACUAAUCUCCAAGCAGAUACAAGGAUCCCAGACAGCCUCCUGUUAAAAAGACACACUAAAGACUGAGCCAUGGUUCCUUAUAUCUGCUUGGAGAUUAUGCAAAGACCACUGCGAUAUGCAUGAUUGUGUAUACUGGUACAUGUAUAAGGUAUACAUUAUGUAGAAGAUUUAUACAGCUAUUACUAGUACCAUAUACAAUCAUUUAACAGAUAUGGAGAAAAAUCAAAUUGUUCCUAUGGGAUUUUACUGGUUUGAAAGCAAACAUAAAAGACUUAGUGCCACAAAAAAAGGAACAGGAAUGUAGAGAUAUUAUAAUUAGACUGAGUCUUUUUUUUAUCUCUGUCUAUAUAUUUUUGUACUUAAUGUUGAAUUUAUAUGCCUGAAAAUGUCAAAAUUCAUAGAAGUUGAGAAUAUUCUGAAAUGGUUUUUGAAAGUGAUUUAGAUUGUGGAAUAUCCUUCUUUAGUUUCUUUACUCUGAAUUGUCUGGAAGAUGGAAACUGUAGAUUUUGGCAAAAUAUAACUUUACAGAGGGUCUGAGCAGUACUGCCACCUGGCAUAUAGUAUGUGAACUGCAGUCCAAAUUUCUCAAUGCACAGCCAAAUCAGUUU
Messenger RNA from Branchiostoma belcheri (Belcher's lancelet), 2618 nucleotides. Its product is annotated as lysophospholipid acyltransferase 2-like. The record is from RefSeq and is a predicted model, not a curated record. The transcript has 12 exons. Bases 288 to 1910 code for a protein of 540 amino acids. Gene Ontology annotation, biological process: lipid modification. Lineage: Eukaryota; Metazoa; Chordata; Leptocardii; Amphioxiformes; Branchiostomatidae. Gene Ontology annotation, molecular function: acyltransferase activity. Gene Ontology annotation, cellular component: membrane.